Molecule: messenger RNA, 1224 nt
Organism: Paramecium tetraurelia
Lineage: Eukaryota; Ciliophora; Oligohymenophorea; Peniculida; Parameciidae
Exons: 5
Source: RefSeq, a predicted model, not a curated record
AUGAUUGAUAUAGAUCAAAUAUUCCUAUUCUUAAAGUAUUCUGAACCAAGAUUGAUCAGUUUAAAUUUGAUAUUCCUUACAACAAUCUAUCAGAUGGUUGAUCUCAAAUACAACUAUCGUAUAGCAAAAAUCAACUCUAAAUUCGUGUUAUUAGUCUCUCAACUAGUAUUUUAACAUAUCCAAGAAAACAACCCUCAUCUUUUUACAAUGAAUACUUGCCUAAAUAUACAUUCAUCUUGCCUAUUACACACAAUAGACAAUAUAUAUCUCUAUGACUCAAUUUUUGCUUUAUAUUUGACUGUAGAUUCUGUUUAUAAACCUAAAUAUAUGAUAUUUUAUACUUUACUUACAUCAACUUUAUACAUUUAGACUAAAGCCUGUGUUUCUAUUCCUCUCACUUGUGCAUCAAUCCUUGAUGUAGAUCUCUGUACAACUGUUAAAGAUUACAAUUUUAAUAACAUUUGUUAAUUGAGUUAGACCACUUCUGGUUGUGAAAACAUACCUCAUACACAAAUUCCUUGCGAUUAAUACUAUAAUGAAUACUCAUGCAAACAUUAAGCUUAUAAAUGUAUGUGGGAUGGAUUCGAAGUUGGACAUUCAUUUUACUCAGAAAUAAGUGAGUCAGAGAAUACUGAUGGAAAAUGCAUUGAUUUUACAUGUUAAUAUUUUAAUAACCGUAUUUCAUGUGGACCAUAUGCUGAUGUAUCAUGUGAUUGGUAAAAUGAUGAGUGCGUUGAAGUUACAAAAUGUGAAGAUUUCAAAACUAUAAGUGGGUGCAUAAAGUCUAGAUUACAAUAUAAAUGUGCAGCACUUGUUGAUGGGAAGGUUGUUGAUUAAUCUAAGAGAGUAGUGCCUGAUGAGAUAAAUUUAUAGUGUUUAAUAGAAGAUUGCAAACAUAAAUUAAAAAUGGCUGAUUGCAAAUUUGUUAAUGGGGUUCAAUGUAUUUGGAGAAAUAAUGCAUGUUCCAAAUGCUCAGAUUAUCUUACUUAUGACUCUUGUGUAAAAAAUUAAGGCUAAUGUUAUUGGAAAAUGAAUUAAUGUAAAAAUAUUGAAUGCUAAUUGCUGAGCAAUCCUACUAUGUGCAAUAUAAAGAAAGAGUAGUGCAGAUGGAACUAAUAAAAAUUUGAAUGUGAAUUGAAUUUGGAAAAAGCUGAUUCGCAUUGUUAUGAGGAAUACAGUUCGACCUAAAGCAAGGCAUUUAAGAAGAAUAUAAUUUAUUAAUGA